This is a messenger RNA of Urocitellus parryii (Arctic ground squirrel), 1769 nucleotides long. RefSeq names its product F-box and leucine rich repeat protein 6 (gene Fbxl6). The record is from RefSeq and is a predicted model, not a curated record. Lineage: Eukaryota; Metazoa; Chordata; Mammalia; Rodentia; Sciuridae. Gene Ontology annotation, molecular function: protein binding. Gene Ontology annotation, biological process: SCF-dependent proteasomal ubiquitin-dependent protein catabolic process. Gene Ontology annotation, cellular component: SCF ubiquitin ligase complex.
CCUGCGGGAGAGGAAGGCAGGGGUCAGUGGACCCCCCCCCCCGCUUCCUCCAGCCGCGUCUUUCCGCUCCUCUGUGCUCCUCCGCCGCGCGGUCGGUGGCCAUGGACGCCAGGCGAGCCAGGCGCAGAUCCUGGCGCAGAACCCCCGGCCGCAGACUGACCGGGGCGCGGGCUCGCUCGGCCGAGGACUGGUGGUGGGAUCGGCUGGCGCCCAGCGGCUCUGAAUACCACCUGCUUCAGGCAGACAGCAUGUUGCUCGUGCUGCCGGGCCCGGGGCCUGUCCGCGCCCGCGCGCACAGGCGCAUCACCCGCCGCGCGCAGCGGCCACAGUCCUCGGGCCCCGCAGCAACUGCCAAGCCCAGGCCCAGGCCCCGACCUGAGCCGGCUCCUGAGCCGGCUCCCGACCCGGAGCAGGGGCCGGACCCGGGCUGGGGAGAUCGCAUUCCCUUGGAGGUCCUGGUGCACAUUUUCGGGUUGCUGGUGGCCGCCGAUGGGCCCAUGCCGUUUCUUGGCAGGGCUGCGCGCGUGUGCCGCCACUGGCAUGAGGCAGCUUCCCAGCCCGCCCUCUGGCAGACGGUAACCCUGUCGCCCCCGUUGGCUGSCCGCGGUGUCAAGGGCAGCGUCAAGGCGGAGAAGAAGCUCCUUGCUUCCCUGGAGUGGCUCAUGCCCAAUCGCUUUUCACAGCUCCAGAAACUGACCCUCAUCCACUGGAAGUCGCAGGUGCAUGCAGUUUUGAAGCUGGUUAGUGAGUUCUGCCCUCGGCUCACCUUUCUCAAGCUUUCAGACUGCCACAGUGUGACCACGGAUGCUCUCAUCAUGCUAGCCAAAGCCUGCCACCAGCUCCACAGCCUGGACCUACAGCACUCCAUGGUGGAGUCCACAGCUGUGGUGAGCUUUCUGGAGGAGGCUGGACCCCGAAUGCGCAAGCUGUGGCUGACCUAUAGUUCCCAGACAACAGCCAUCUUGGGUGCACUACUGGGCAGCUGCUGCCCCAAGCUCCAGGUCCUGGAGCUGAGCACCGGCCUCAACCGCAACAACACUCCUCUGCUGCUGCCUAUUGAGGCUCUGCAGAAAGGCUGUCCCCAGCUGCAGGUACUGCGGCUGCUGAAUUUGAUGUGGCUGCCUAAGCCUUCUGGGCGAGGGGCAGCUCUGGGACCAGGCUUCCCCAACCUUGAGGAGCUCUGCCUCGCCAGCUCCACUUGCAACUUUGUGAGCAACGAUGUCCUGAGUCGCCUGCUCCAUGGCUCCCCCAACUUGCGCCUGCUGGAUCUUCGGGGCUGUGCCCGCAUCACGCCUGCUGGUCUGCGUGAUCUGCCAUGUAAAGAGCUGGAGCAGCUGCACUUGGGCCUGUAUGGUGUGUCUGACCGGCUGGCUCUAGCUAAGGAGGGCAGCACCCUGUUGACUCAGAAGUGGCAUCACACCCUGCGGGAACUGGACUUGAGUGGCCAGGGCUUCAGUGAAAAGGACCUGGAGCAAGCCUUAGCUGCCUUCUCUGGCACCCAUGGAGGCGCCCACCCAGCCCUCUGCUCCCUUAACCUCAGGGGUACCCGGGUUACAGCAAGCACGAUCAGCUCUGUGAUCAGUAGCUGCCCUGGCCUGCUAUACCUCAACCUGGAAUCCUGCCGCUGCCUCCCCAGGGGCCUGAAGCGUGCCUACCGAGGCCUAGAGGAAGUCCAGUGGUGUCUGGAGCAGCUACUCACCAGCCCCUCCUCCUCCAGCUAGGCAGUUCCAGCUCUGCCUGUACGCUUUCCCAGUUUGGGAUGUUUAAAC